Plectropomus leopardus (leopard coralgrouper) is the source of this 5499-nucleotide messenger RNA. RefSeq names its product serine/threonine kinase 11 interacting protein (gene stk11ip). Gene Ontology annotation, molecular function: protein binding. The record is from RefSeq and is a predicted model, not a curated record. Lineage: Eukaryota; Metazoa; Chordata; Actinopteri; Perciformes; Serranidae. Gene Ontology annotation, cellular component: cytoplasm. Gene Ontology annotation, biological process: intracellular protein localization.
AAAAAUGUCAACAUCACCGUGCACUGCACUAUGAAACCGACAAAUUUACCACUGAAACGUUGUUUUUCUGCAUGUACACACAUGAACACGCUUUAGUACUACGCUGUGGAAGUAAAACUUUAUGUUAGCCGUUACUUUUCUGGCUGUCACUGCGCAGGAUGGCUGCACCUCCCAGUGGCCAGUCCUCCCUUGUACACAGCUUGGCCAAACUCCUCCGAAAUGAUGGCGACUUGGUGCUGGACGGCAGCAGCACUCUGACGUUGCCGGCAUCCAGCUUGCAGCAGCUCACCAGGCUGUUUGAGCAGUACCUGCUGCCCAGGAGCCAGCAGCAUGGGUUCCUCGCACUGCCCUCCCACCCUGCCGACACCGCCUCCCUGCUACAGCUGCAGUUCCUGUUUGACGUCCUGCAGAAAACCAUCUCCCUCAAGCUCAUCAACCCACCAGGAGAAAGACUUCAGUCCGUGGUGAAAAUCUUCCCAUUCAAGUCUUUAAAGUGUUUGGAGCUGAAGCGAGUCCCUCCACACUGUCUUGAGGGACUUCGAGGAGUUUACUCCCAGCUGGAGGUCUUUACAUGUUCAAAGAGCCUCAGCUCCCUGGAGGAGUUGCUUUCUCUGUGUGGAGGCGACCUGAGCUCUGCGUUGCCUUGGCUGGAACUGCACACCCUCAACUUCAGCUACAACUCCAUUGUUUGCCUUGACCAGUCACUAAGUUUACUGAACGUCCUGAAGUUUUUAGAUUUAAGCCAUAACAAGAUUCAGGAGUGUGCUGAAUUUCUAAAGCCUUUGAGUGAACUGGAGCACUUGAACCUGGGCUACAACUGCCUGCAGAGGGCGCCAACGCUGGGCCUGAGCGCCAGGGCCAAACUCCUCACACUCAUCCUCAGGAACAACGAACUGGAGACGAUUAACGGUGUGGAGCAGUUGUCCUCGCUCCAGCACUUAGACCUGGCCUACAACCUCCUGCUGGAGCACUCCCAGCUGGCUCCUCUCUCCCUGCUGCACUGCCUCAGCACACUUAGUCUGGAGGGCAACCCGCUGUUCUUCCAGAAGACCCACCGCGCCUGCACCGUCCGACAUCUCUCCCCAAAAGCUGCAAACCUCAGACUCAAACUUGAUGGUAGCCCGCUGUCCUCCUCUGAGUUAUCAGUUCUGCCAAAACCAGGCCAGCUGAUCACCCAGGCACAGACUGCACCUCCUGUUGCCAUGCCACCAGAACGUAGUAACCAGGAAGUGUCCAGUGGUGCUGGGGAGCUGAGUGACAGCAUGUCAGUUGGGGAAGUGUCACACAUGCGGAGGAAGAAAUCCAGAAGUAAGGUGAAAGUGCGGAGAGCCAGCAUAUCAGAGCCCAGUGAUACUGAUUAUGAACCCAGGCUGCUUUCCUCCUCGCAGAGCAUUGUCCUUCCUCACCAGCAGGAGAUCGAACGCAUGUCCAGCUUCAGGGACCAGCUGGGUGAGGACUGGCUGAGGUACCAACAUCAUCUAGAUGGAGCUUCUCCCUCUGCCAUCACCACCGCUGUCGACACCACGCAGGCACCUUCUUAUGGUCAACCCCUCCCUAACGGCCUUGACACCACCACGUGUCCAUCAGCCAGCUCUGGGCAUCAGCUGUCUCCAUCGUCCCUGGAAGUCCCGGAGGUCCUCCCUGCCCUGCUGCUCUCAUCCGAGCCCACAUUGGAGACCUCUGUGGAUGCAGAGCCGGAAACAGAGUCGACCCUGCAGUGGCCCGGUCACAGCUCGCGGUCCACGCUGGAGGAGAGCACGGUCGAUGGCGUGGUGGUGAGUCAGGGCAGAGUGAGCUCACCUGGGCCGAGUCCAGAGUCCCAAAAGUCGGCUCGAGGGCGGAGCGGAGACACCAAGGAGGAGGAAGAGGACGAGGAUCUGGGAGUGGACCUGUGUCACCCCCUGCUUGUGGGUGUCUUGUCGGACAAAGAGGAAGAAGAUGGCGAGGUCCAGAGUGAGAGGAGGAACAGGAGAAGGGAAGUGUUCCUGUGCAUCAAACAGGGCCUGGUACUGGAGGUGGACAUGCAGCGCGGCCGGGAGAGAUGCCGUCUGGAGCUUGGCAGCCUGGCUCGGGUGGAGACCACAGAGGCCACCUGGACCCGAGGGGAGACUGAAGAGUUGCUUCCAGCUGUGGAGCUUCAGUUUGAUUACAUCAGCAGGGAGAAACAAAGCAGACGUUAUGUCCUGCUUGAUGAUGACCCGCAGCAGGCACUCCAGGCUCUGACCAACGUGCUGACUCACGUAGCGGAGGAAAACCAGCAGCGUGACUCUGAGCUCCGCCCCAGCUGCGUUCGCCUGCAGUGCCUUCGCUGCAGGUCAGAGUUCACGCUCAAGGGAGAGGGCAUCGAGGAGGAGGCGGGGGGGAGAGCGAGGAGGAGAGGGGCUGCGAUGCUGCAAGAAGGUGUGGAAGAACGGGAUGAGGAGGAGCUGAUCGAGUUUGGCGAUGACAGCAAAGGUAACAUUUGUCCAGAGUGUGGCAGCGAUCAUGUGGUCCAGCUGGCUGGCCAAUCAACCCCCCACUGCAGUACGCCCAUCCAGCGCUCAUCGAGGCCGGAGAGCGAAGAUGAUCAUCUCGAUAUAAACCAGAGCACUCGGAGUGCCACUAAGGAUGAUUACACAGACGCCAGCAUCAGCAGUAGUCCCAUCCUUGAAGCUGCCACCACCAACACAGACGACACCACCUUCAUUACUGCCCAGGGAAGCUCCUUCUUCAUCGGGGAUGUUCAAGGUGAUGAGACCUCCAGCCUCUCCUACAACAGCGAGUGCCAAAGUAAAGACGAGCUGGCUGGGAGCUACCGCUACACCACGACUGGUGUGACACCACCUGAAGUCACAUCCCAGCCUGCAGGAAGAUCCAGCCCGAAUGACGAUUUGGACCUUCUGUCUGAGGACUAUGAGGCAGUAGACCAUCGGCUGCAGCUCUUCCUGGAUGUGGAGAUCUUUGAGGAGGAAGAAGAGCUUCAUUCUUUCCUCAAGAUGUCAGCUGUCAAAUUUGGGGAACCAGGAGAAGUUCCCUCUCUGUUGGUGGUGUCAAACCUGCGAGCCUAUUUCUUGGAGAUGACAUCAGAAACCCACAGAGGCCAGCUCUCCGAUUGGCUGCAGAAGAAGGACAGCCACCCAAUCAUGGAGCUCAGCUACCUGGAGGUGGGACUGGGCUCUCAGAGCAUCCACAUGGAGUUUGGAGACGGAGGAGUGGCCUACACGCUACUUGUGAGGGACAGUUUACGCUGCAAACGCUUCUUUGGCCUCUUGACAGGAAUUGUGCGUGAGAUGGCCCACAAAUCCGACAGCAAGCUGAAGUCCAUCUCCACCACCAGACUCACCCCUCAGCACCACCUCUGGCCUUUGGUGUGUGACGACAUCCAGGCAGACGUGGAGGAUGGACAGCUGCAAUUUUUCUACAUUCUGGCUUUUGUGCUGCAAGAGGACAUCUGGAUGCCGUUGACAGUCCUGGCAACGAGGGAAACCCUGUACCUGCUCAGAGAGGAUCACCAGUGGAGGAAAACCUCAAACAGCCUGACAGUGAAUGAAAACAAAGAACCAAACAGCGGGAGCGUUACCAUUUUAGAAACACUGCCAAUCAGCUGCGUGAGCUCAGUGCACCUGUGGCCUUCAGAUGAGUGCAGGAUGGAUUUUAAGCUUUAUGAUGAGACGGUGAAACAGGAGAAGACGUGGUGUGUGCGCUCUGAGAGCACGGAGCUCCUCCAGGGUCUGCUGGCCUGGGUCAGAGCACAGUGGGAGGCCAUGUUCGGAGUAAAACUGCACACAAGCCUGCAAGACAAAGCAGCGUGAUUGGGGAGGGCAUGAAAAAAAAGUUUCAGACUUUGUGCUUCUGUGUGUUUUGUGAGCAUGAAUGUGUGUGUUCGUGCCGGGAAAUGUUUAGUGAGCGUGAGCAAGGUUGUCUUUAUUUUCUGUCUGCAGAGUCCGCACUCAGUCUGGUUCCAUUACGCUCGUUGCUUUCAUCGUCUUUUAAGCCAAGAACUUUGAAUUGAUUGCACUCAUUCAUGUGGCACACAAGACUGUGAAAGCAGUGGUUGCAUAAUUCUUUAUCCUCCAGAUACCAUCCGGCUUUUUCUACAGCUGAAAUGGAGUGUGCCUUGUUUCUUUUACAGCUGUUAUCCUGGUGAAAUGCACCUUAAUGCAUCUUCUUCAAUCACUGUAGCAUCAAGCUGAGGCAGAGCAGAUUUGGAGUUUUGGAACUGAAAGGGCAUUUUGUUGGGGUUUCGCAAGGAGCUGAGUUUAAAAUAUGUUCAUCCUCUGUCAUUAAGCUGGACGCCAUUGUGUUGUGAUAUCAUGCGCUCAGCACGAGGCUUGGGGUGCCUUUUAAAGGCCAAGGCUCAAGAUGGUGUCAUCAAGGGUCGCUUCACACCCCAGUGAGGGUCUUAUGAUGUGUCUCUGCACUGUUAUGUGAGCGGAAAAAGAUACCAGAAGUGCAAAUGUGCAGAAAUUUUGUGAACUUCUCAAAGACGAACAAUAGCAGAUCUUGUCUUUAUAACUGGGGAACAGAUGUGUUUUUUUUUAUUGUUACAUUAAUUUGCAACCUGGGUGUGUUUUUGUUUAGUUUCCAGUCAUCUGUUUUUCUCCGUCGUCAUUCGAUAAGUGCAGUGGAUUUAUAUUACUGAGUGUCUCAACUAAAUUCAUACGUUAAAGGGACGUUUCACCCCCAAAACCAAAAAUACAUACUUUAGCUGUGGUGAUGUGUGUGAUGUCUUGCUUCUCUCCACUAUAAUGGAACUAUAUGGCACUCCGCUUGUGGUGCUCAAAGCCCCAAAAAAUACAUUUGAAAAACUCAACAGCAAUGUUUCUUUCAAGAAAUUAUGACCCAGUUACUCAAGAUAAUCCACAGACCUUGUUUUGAGCAGUUUCAUGUAGGAACUAUUUCCUUUCUGCCGAACUACACCUACCAACGGUAUCACCGUGCAGAAGGAAACUUGUAACUCACGUGGCACCACUGAGCUUGCUAAAAUUACAGCACACAUCACAGCAGUGAUACGCUUCAUGGGUGUAGUUCACAAGAGAAAAAAUAGUUUCUUCAUGAAACUGCUCACAACAAGAUUUUUGGAAAGAAACGUUGUUGUUGCGUUUUUUUAAAUAUAUUUUUGGUGCUUUUAACCACGAGCCAAGUGCCAUCAAGUUCCAUUAUAUCAGAGCGAAAGCAGACAUCUUUACAGCCAAUAUCUCCAACACUCGGCAACUCACACCAAAACAAUCAAGACUGAUAAAAAAGCAGUAAAGGUAAGAGAGAAAAAAUGUAUUUUUGAUUUUGGGGUGAGCUAUCCCUUUAAUUUAGCACCUAUAUUAGUUCAAAAUAUAAUACAGAGCCUCUGCAGCUGUGCAUUAUGUGUGUAGCUGCUGCAAUGUGAACCUGCACAUAUUGUCAUGCGUAGGUGCGGUAAAGAUCAAAAUGAACUCAGCACUGUUAAUUUAGUGUAACCAAUAUAACUUAAUUUAUACCUUUGUUUUUUUCGUGGUGGGUUAAUGCAAAAAAAGUCUUUUAUUU